Messenger RNA from Cyclospora cayetanensis, 5457 nucleotides. RefSeq names its product clathrin heavy chain. The transcript has 12 exons. The record is from RefSeq and is a predicted model, not a curated record. NCBI's taxonomy places the organism in Eukaryota, Apicomplexa, Conoidasida, Eucoccidiorida, Eimeriidae. Gene Ontology annotation, biological process: receptor-mediated endocytosis; intracellular protein transport. Gene Ontology annotation, molecular function: clathrin light chain binding; structural molecule activity. Gene Ontology annotation, cellular component: clathrin coat of coated pit; clathrin complex; clathrin coat of trans-Golgi network vesicle. The coding region runs from base 1 to 5457 and encodes 1818 amino acids.
AUGGCGCAGCAUCUGCCCAUACAGUUUACUUCUCUCGUCAACCUGAGUGAGAUCGGGGUGAAGAGUGCGUCUUUUCGGUUCGGAAAUGUGGCUAUCGACGGUGACAAGCAUUUGGUGGUGCGAGAUGUCGAGGGCAACGAGUUGUAUUUCGUGUCUUUAAGCCCCAAAGAUGCAGUGGAAGCUUCUGGGGGGUCGGGUGCGUAUACCUUUAGUAAGAAGCCGACGCAGGCAGAGGCUGCUUUGCAUCACCCAACGGAUCCGAUAGUGGCUCUGCGGGCUAAGGCGGAGGGAGCGCAGCAACUGGUUCAAGUUCUCAAUCUUGAGACGAAGGCUCGCAUGGGAACCGCUCCCGUGUCUGAGCAGAUCGUGUAUUGGCGCUGGAUCGCUCCAAGAGUUCUUGGGCUUGUUACUGAAAAGUCAGUGUAUCACUGGACGCUGGGGGAGGGCGCUGAGGCGGCUACAGAGCCGCAGAAGGUUUGCGAUCGGGAAGGCAGACUGGCAGAAGGCGUUCAGAUCAUUGGGUAUGCCACCGAUAAGGACAUGAAGUGGUGUGUGCUCACGGGCAUCAGCACGCAAGACGGUGGCAAGACGAUCGACGGGUCGUUGCAGCUCUAUUCGCUAGAGCUGAAGAAGCACCAACAGCUGGAAGGGCAUGCAGCCUGCUUUGGUACCAUCGUGACAGACGAGGCUCAGGGGCACCAGCCCGUCAUCUGCUUCGCGGAAAAGAAAAGGAGUGCGCCCGAAUUCAAGCUGCACGUGAGAGACCUCGCGCCGAAGAGGGAGGAUGGCAAACCCCCUCUCCGCGUCUGCACCGACAUCCACCUCUCCCCAGACGCGCCUUCCGACUUCCCGCUGUCUGUACACCUGAGCAAGAAACUGGGCCUCGUUUUCCUGGUGACAAAAGGCGGCUUCCUGCUGCUCUUCGACGGCCUCACCGGCACACAACUCUUGAGACACCGUAUUUCUCAAGACCCCAUCUUCCUUACCUCCGACUCCCCACAAACGGGAGGCGUCAUCACCGUCCAUAAAAAGGGCCUCGUGGCACUCACCACAAUCAACAUGGCACUGCUCGCGCCUUACAUGCAGCAUGGACUUCCGCAUAUCCCCAACAGAGCGCAGAUUUACCUCAGCCUUGCAAAGCGCUAUGGUCUUCCCGGCGCAGAUGAGGCCCUCGUACAGGCCUUUAACCAACACUUCGCGAGCGGCAACUACAGAGGAGCGGCACGCAUCUGCGCGACGCUCAAGUCGGGGAGGCUGCGGACGCCGCAGGUGCUCCAGCAGUUCAAGUCUGUACCAGCGCAGCCGGGGCAGACUUCAGCGAUUCUGCUGUACUUCUCCACGCUUCUGGAGUAUGGCUCGCUGAAUGCGGUGGAGAGUCUCGAGCUCGUGCGCCCUGUAGUGUCUCAGGGGAGAAAGGACUUUGUCACGACGUGGCUAAAGGAAGACAAGUUGGAAUGCACGGAGGAGCUGGGGGAUGUGCUGCGACCUCUCGAUGCUGCCCUCGCAACUCAGGUGUACAAGAAGGCAAAAGCCGGACAGAAGGUGAUGAUGAUGCUGACGGAGCAAGGGAAGACGGACGAGCUGCUCGAAUAUGCCGCUCAGACGCGCAUGCAGGCUGACUACGCCUCCAUGCUCCGUGCUCUGCUAGCCACCAAUCCGGAGGGCGCAGUUUCUUUCGCACAAAAGCUGCUGGCAGCGGAUCCCCCACUCAUGGAUCCUAACCAAAUCGUUGAUGUCUUACUGCAGCAACAGCGCUUUCAGGAGCUCUCCUCCUUGCUGCUGGAAUAUCUCAAAGGCAACAAACCCGAGCAGGGUGCCCUGCAGACACGUCUCUUCGAGUUCAACCUCAAGCACUCCCCGCAAGUCGCCGAGGCAAUCUUCCAGAUGGACAUGCUGACUCACUACGACCGACAGAGAGUGGGUGCCCUCUGCGAAGCUGCAGGAUUACACCAACGGGCUCUCGAGAACUACACGGAUCUAGCCGACGUGAAGCGCGUGCUUCUGCAAACAGGGGGCAAAAUCUCGCAAGAAUGGAUCAUUCAAUUCUUCGGACGAAUGGCACCCGACGUGUGCGUGGAGAUACUGACAGACAUGCUCCGAUCCUCCUCGCAGAACCUACAGGCCGUUGUAGGCGUUGCCAUCAAAUUCCACGAGCAGCUUGGCGUCGAACGCCUUGUCACCAUGUUCGAACGCUUCAGCAGCUAUGAAGGCAUCUUUUAUUUCCUUGGAUCCAUCCUUGCCUUCUCCACAGACCCCGAAGUGCACUUCAAGUACAUCGAGGCAGCCGCCAAACUCAAUCACACGCAGGAAGUCGAGCGCGUGUGCAGGGAGAGCAAGUACUACGAGCCUCAGCGUGUCAAAGAAUUCCUCAAGCAAGCCAAGCUCAGUGAUCCUAGGCCCCUGAUUUACGUGUGUGACAUGCAUGGCUUUGUUGUGGAGCUGACGGAGUACUUGUACAAGCACUCGCUGCUGCGAUACAUCGAGGUGUAUGUAUCCCGCGUGAAUUCGGCGAAUGCGCCUCUGGUGGUAGGGGCUUUAGUCGAUUUGGAUGCUCCGGAGGAUUUUAUCAAGCAGCUCCUGCAGGCCGUUCGUGGGAACUGCAGUGCUGCACAGCUCGUUGAGGAAGUUGAAAAGAGGAAUAGACUCAGACUGCUCCUUCAAUGGCUUGAACAACGCGUGGGGGAGGGCAACCAGGACCCGGCUGUCCACAAUGCGCUUGCCAAGAUCUUCAUCGACACGAAUCGCGACUCGGAGACUUUUCUCAAGACGAAUGCCUUCUAUGAUUCUAUGGAAGUCGGAAAGUACUGCGAGGAAAGAGAUCCGCAUUUGGCCUUCAUCGCCUACAAGAGGGCAUGGGGUCCCUGCGAUAAGCAGCUUGUCGAGCUGACGAAUAAGAAUGGUCUUUUUAGGCUACAAGCCCGCUAUCUCGUGGAACGUCAGUGUGCUGAGUUGUGGGCGUAUGUGUUGCGUCCUGAGAAUGCACAUCGCCGUUCUGUUAUCGACCAAGUGGUGUCAUCUGCGCUGCCCGAGUCCUCUUCCGCUGAUGAGGUGUCUGCGGCAGUGAAUGCCUUCAUUGGCGCGCAGCUGCCGCAGGAGCUCACGGAGUUGUUGGAGAAAAUUGUGCUGCACAACAGUGAUUUCAGCUCGAAUCAGAACUUGCAGAACCUCCUUAUCCUCACGGCCAUAAAGGCGGAUCCCUCUCGCGUUAUGGGCUACGUGAACCGUCUGCAGAAUUUUGAUGGAGCCGCAAUCGCGCAAGUAGCUCUCGAGAACGGCUUGCGGGAGGAGGCGCUCACGAUCUACAGAAAGUUUGGACUCCUGUCCGAGGCUGCAGACACGCUGCUGGCAGCAGCUGCCGCUGGCGGGGAACAAGAACUCGAGAGAGCUCAGGAGUUCGCUCAGCGCUGCGGCAAUGCGGAAGUAUGGCGUAAACUGGGAAGGGCUCAGCUGCAGCAGGGGCGAGUAGUGGAGGCUGUGGACUCCCUGAUUAAGGCUAACGAUGGGGAGGUGUUCAGAGAAGUAGUUGAGAAAGCGACAGAGCAACGCGCCUUCGAGGCACUUGCCGAGUACCUCCUGAUGGCUCGCAAGAGCAUUGCUUUCAAGGAUCAAACUCUUGACUCAGAGCUCCUGUACGCUUACGCAAUGACGGAAAGGCUAGAGGACAUGGAGACUUUUCUCAAUGGUCCGAACACGGCAAACGUUCAGGCUAUUGGCGACAGACUUUUCGAGCAGGGGCACUACCAGGCUGCGAAGACUCUUUACCAGAGUCUGCCGAAUUACAGCAAAUUGGCGAGCUGCUUCGUGCAAAUGAAAGACUUUGGGGCGGCUGUGGAUGCGGCCCGGAAGGCGAAGAAUCCAAAGACGUGGAAGGAAGUGACUUGUGGAGCGCUCGAUGAGGGAGACUUGAAAUGCGCACACACGACGGGCUUGCAACUUGUUGCUCACCCUGAUCUUCUAGACGCUUUGGUGGAAGAAUACGAGAAGAGGGGCCUCCACAGAGAGCUCAUGGAUCUUCUGGAAACAGGAGCUCAGGGAGAACAAACACAUGUCGGCCUGUUCACUGAGUUAGGGGUCUUGUAUGCGACGUUUGACAGUGCGAAGCUGAUGGAGCACUGCCGCCAGCACAAGGGCAGAAUGAACAUCCCGCGGCUCAUUCGGACUUGCGAGAAGUGCUGCCUCUGGAAAGAAGCCGUGUAUCUGCACACCAUCUACGACGAGUACGAGCAGGCUGCGAACUGCAUGCUCCUUCAUCCCACCGCGUGGCAACAUGAGCAGUUUAUUCAGGUCAUUCAAAAGGUGUCCAACAUGGAGUUGCUGUAUCGCGCGAUUGCGUUUUACCUGGAGGAGCAUCCGUUGCAGCUGUGUGCGCUGCUGAAGGGAGUGGACAGAAAGGUUGAUCACUCGCGCGUUGUACAGCAGCUCCGCAAAGCCGGCCAUCUGCCGCUUAUUGAGAAGUAUCUGCAAGAGCAGCUGCCGCUCAAUGUGGCAGCCGUAAAUGAAGCCAUGCUGGAGCUCCUAGUUGCCGCCGAGGACGAGGAGCGCAUCCGAGAGCUCAUUGCAGAAUGCGACAACUUCGAUCAGUUGAGUUUUGCGAAGCAGCUCGAGUCUCAUCGCGAACUUGGAAUGCGCAGGAUUGCAGCCCUCUUAUACCAGAGGAACAAGAAAUACUCCCUAGCGAUUGAACUCUCCAAGAAAGAUGCACAGCUGCAAGACUGCAUCGACAGUGCCAAAGAGUCGGGCAGUGCUCAGCUCGUUGAAGACCUCCUCAAAUAUUUCUUGGCGGAGUUGAAAGAUCCCGAGGCGUUCGCUGCCUGCCUGCACAGUUGUUGCUACCUUGUGAAGCCGGACGUCGCUCUAGAGCUGGCGUGGAGGCACAAAGUGAUGGAUUUCAUUAUGCCAUACCUCAUACACGUGGUAAGAGACGUUACCACGCGCCUCGAUCAGCUCGACAAGCAACAGCAGCAGCAGCAGCAGCUGCAGCAGAGCGCUCCCAAUGACUAUGUUCCAGACUACAGCGUGCAGCCGAUGACAGUGCUACCAGGAAUGGGGGGUCUCGCCCUCAUGCCGCCAACGAAUAGUUGCACGUCUUCGCACCAGCCGUUCAGUAAGCUGCCUGAUCCUCCUUGCGGGGAGGGGGGAUCGAGUUGUGUGUACUGCUGGGGGGCAUCGGGAGGAUGCGGGGGACGGAAAGCUGGACUCACGGCUAUGCUGGACCGUGCUGCUGGAUGCAUGCAUGCGUCUUGCAGGCGUCCCCCCAUCGGCGGGAGCUGCUAUGGGGUUGGGAGCCCCUUCGUUCCCCUCUAUGCAGUGAGAGUUAAGCCCUCCUCUGCUCUUGCGGCUCGCACGCGCUCCUCACUGCAUUGCGGAGGCGCUACGCGGAGAUAUGGCUGCCGCCAGCUUCCAGCUUGCAGCUCAUUGCCUAGAAAAGGUGCUUCGCUGACCUUUAACGCCUUCUGA